This is a messenger RNA of Debaryomyces hansenii CBS767, 1602 nucleotides long. It is a transcript of the gene CDC6, whose product is annotated as AAA family ATPase. The record is from RefSeq and is a predicted model, not a curated record. Gene Ontology annotation, cellular component: nucleus. NCBI's taxonomy places the organism in Eukaryota, Fungi, Ascomycota, Pichiomycetes, Serinales, Debaryomycetaceae. The transcript has a single exon. Gene Ontology annotation, biological process: cell division; DNA replication initiation; mitotic DNA replication checkpoint signaling. The coding region runs from base 1 to 1602 and encodes 533 amino acids. Gene Ontology annotation, molecular function: DNA replication origin binding; ATP binding; ATP hydrolysis activity.
AUGCAAGUGAGAAGUGGGAUGAAAAGAGCGUUACAGGACAUUGAGCUUCCAUCAGCUAAAAGAGGUGGAAAGAGCUCAAUUGAUAAAUAUAAUGUGCUUUCCGACAGAUCAAAUAUUAUGCUUCAGUCUCCACCGGUGACUCCAGACAAAGAGAGGGUAGUUGACAUAUCUCAAGACUUGAAGGCCAGCAAUGAUGGUGUUAAAAAGCUCACUUUCUUGACGCCACCAAGUACACCUACCAAAGGAAAAGGAACAUCUGUGUACUCGAAGGCAAAGGCAUUAUUUCAGAGAAGUGCUAAUAAUGACGGGAUCAAUACCACGCACUUAACUACAAGAGAUGAGGAAGCAGAGCUUUUGAACAGAUUUCUCGUAGAUAACAUUAACAACAAUACUUCCGAUAGUUUAUACAUAUCAGGACCUCCUGGGACCGGCAAAACGGCGCAAAUAGAAAUAUCGUUGAACCAUGUGAUGAAGGAGAUUGGAAAAGCCGUGAAUGUUAACGUCUCACAGGUGGGUCUGUAUAGAACUAGAUUGGUGAAGAUGAACUGCAUGUCCAUUUCGAAACCAGAAAACGUAUUCCACGAGAUAUUCUGUGCUAUGGAAUCGCGUGAAGGACAACCUAAGAAGUCGUACAAUAAAAAGAAAACUGCUGACGAUGUAUUCCUGUUGCUUACAACUGAAUGUGAUAUCGACACCACAAUCUUGUUGCUUGAUGAGAUGGAUUACUUAAUUACCAAAGAUCAACAAGUACUAUUCCAAUUAUUUAAUUUUGCAUCGAAGCAGAAAUCUCAUAUCUUGACAAACAAGUUGGUACUUAUUGGUAUUUCGAAUGCGUUGGAUCUUACCGACAAGUUUUUGCCAAGAUUGAAACGAAACUGUUUAAACCCCCAAUCAUUACAAUUCAUGCCUUACACUUCAGACCAAAUCAAAACCAUCAUCAUAACCAAAUUGAAGUCUCUAGUCUAUGACGAAUCAACCAAAGAAAAUCAACAUCCUAUGUCCUCGAUCCCCAUUAUACACCCAGCUGCCAUACAGCUCUGUUGUAAGAAAUCUGCAUCAGUUACAGGUGACCUUCGUAAAGCGUUCGAUAUAUGCUACAAAAGUAUAGAAAUGGUCGAGCACAACGUCAGAGAAGCGAACCCAUCUGCAACACAUACCUUCCAAACCGCUCCAAAAGUCUUAAUUUCCCACAUUGCAAAGAUAUGUGAAAACUCAUACAAGGACAACUCGUUGACCAAGUUGCAUAACCUUAACCUAUUACAGAAGGCAGUAUUAUGCUGUUUAUUCAACCACCUGAUAAAUCUCGCCUUCCCUUCGACCGCCAAAAAAGACCUCACGGUCAAUUCCUUUUACGACUUCUACGUGAAGCAUUCUCUUGAUAACGUCGAUAAAUUAUUAGGGAGAUUAAAAAAAGGCGAGUUCUUGGAAAUUAUAGGCGCCUUAGAAGCUGGCUCGGUCAUCAAUUUAUCCGAAACAAAAUCCAUGAAGUCAGGUAUGGAGAUAGGUAACAAGUUUAUCAAAUCCAACGUACCUUACGAUGAUUUACUAAAAUCUAUAGGUGACAUUGGUGUUUUGAAGAAGGUGUUGCAUGGUAACAAUUAA